CAUAAUGUGAAAAGUGACGAUGAAAUAGAAACAUAAGCCAUUAACCAAAUGUGAAAAGAAAGUGACGCUGACAGUGCUGGAAAGGACUGGCAAACAGCGUGUGUGAUUCAAUAUGCACCCAUCUUCCUGUGACACCUUUGUGGCUCUGCCGCCCUCCACCGAGGGACAACGCAUCGUCUUUGGGAAAAACUCUGACAGGCCUUGUGAUGAAGUCCAGGAGGUGGUGUAUUUUCCUGCCAAAGACUGUGCUGAAGGGGAAAAGGUGGAGUGUACAUACAUCGAGAUUGAGCAGGCGGCCCACACUUACGCAGUUGUGUUGAGCAAACCAGCGUGGCUGUGGGGUGCAGAAAUGGGCGCAAAUGAGCAUCAAGUGUGUAUUGGAAAUGAAGCAGUGUGGGGGAGAGAGAGUGCUGAUGGUGACGAGGCUCUUCUCGGCAUGGAUCUUGUCAGGCUUGGACUUGAGAGAGCUGAUACAGCUGAGAAAGCUGUGGAUGUCAUUGCUGAGCUGCUUAAGAAAUAUGGCCAGGGAGGCUCAUGCCUGGAAGAUGAGUCUGGCUUUACCUACCACAACAGUUUUCUCAUCUCAGACAGGAAGGAGGCAUGGGUGCUGGAAACUUCAGGGAAGUACUGGGCAGCAGAGAGAGUGGAAGGUGGAUAUCGCAACAUCUCAAAUCAGUACAGCAUAACAACUAAGAUAGACAAAGAACAUCCAGGUAUGAGGGAAUAUGCACAAAGCCAAGGCUGGUGGGAUGGAAAAACUCAGUUCAACUUUGCCACGGCGUACUCCUUCAUGACUACAGCCAGGAUUGACGCCUCCGGGAGCCGAUACUGUGAAGGGAAGAAGUUGUUGGAGAAGAGCAACGGUCACAUCACUGCUGAGACAAUGAUGGAUAUCUUGAGGGAUAAGGAAAGUGGCAUCAACAUGGAGGGCAUGUUCAUGACGACAGGAAGUAUGGUUUCUGUGGUACCCACAAAUCCUGAUCUGCCAGGGGUUCACUACUUUACAGCAACUCCAGACCCUGAAAGAUCUGUAUUCAAACCCUUCAUCUUUGUGAAAUACAUUGAAGGAGAUUGGAAAGACACAGCUUCUCCCAGUUAUGGUUCAGAUGACCCUGUAAAGAAGAAGCCCCGCUUCCAGAGCAAACCUGACCGCAAACACAAGUUGUUUUCCAAGCAUGAGGUGGUGGCUGCCAUCAUUGACAGCAACAAGGACAGAAGACAGAAGAUUGUGCAAAGUAUGAGACAGCUAGAAAAGGAGAAGAUGACAGAGAUGGAGAAGAAUCUUUCACAUGGUAUUGAGGAACCAGAUUUUUUGGUGAAUCUGUUCCCAGAAUGUGUUAAAGAGGAGAUGAAUGUGUACAGCAAAAGCUGAGAAACCUGUGACUUGUUGGUCACAGAAAAGCUCUCUAGUGUAUCAGUGGCAGUUUGUGCCUCUGCAGUGUAUCUUUAAUUCAGAUACAAAUACUCACAUGCUGCUAUGAUAGAUCAGUAUAUCAGAACAAAUGAAAAUCAGCCACCAUCAUUCAAAAAUUAGGCAUUAAAAUUCAUGAAUCCUGUGUUAUACAUUAAUGACUAAAAUGUUCACUUUUCAUUAAUGUAUAGAAUCAUUGACCAGGAAUACACGCAGAACAUAUUCAUUAUGAGAUACAUGAUUUAAGGGUUCAGUAGUAAAAUUUAUUUAAAAAGCACUAAAGACCAUCAAUAUGCAGCAUUUUACAAGAAUUGUGUGCUACACAUUGUAUUAUAAUUAUUCUAUUAAAAUGUUUACAUCAGUGUUCUCAAUAUGAUUGAGUUAAUAAUAAAUACAGACAUUUGCAUUUAAAACCACAAAAAUAGUUAACUGAUUAUAUGUUGGUACACCUGAGAGAAAAAGAUGAAUCACAGCAGCUUGUUUUUCCCCAACUUAAGUUGAUAUGGUUUAUGUGAAGGAUGACACCAUGUACCAAAUCACAUUAUACUCACAGCUUAAUAAAAAGGUGAUUACGCCA
Messenger RNA from Scomber scombrus (Atlantic mackerel), 1988 nucleotides. It is a transcript of the gene scrn3, whose product is annotated as secernin 3. The transcript has 8 exons. Bases 113 to 1372 code for a protein of 419 amino acids. Gene Ontology annotation, biological process: proteolysis. Gene Ontology annotation, molecular function: cysteine-type exopeptidase activity; dipeptidase activity. The record is from RefSeq and is a predicted model, not a curated record. NCBI's taxonomy places the organism in Eukaryota, Metazoa, Chordata, Actinopteri, Scombriformes, Scombridae.